AUGGUUGUAGCCGACAUUGAGAAUAUGUCCCGACAGAUUUGGCCGAACUUGAUCGAAACUCCUCUUCAAUGCGUUCUUUGGUUGGGGACCGAUGGAAGCGUUGUAGCGUAUGAACUGCUGACGGUGACAUAUGGCACCAAAUCAGCACCAUAUCAGGUGACUCGUACGUUGAAGCAGCUGGCAAGUGACGAACGAGAGCAGUUCCCCUUGGCUGCACCAGCAGUAGAAGAGGACGUGCAUAUGGACGACGUUAUGUCUGGAGCGGACGACGCCGAAUCUGCGGUCGAAUUGAGGCGACAAAUCGACGCAAUGAUGAACCGUGGAGGAUUCAAAUGGGCCUCCAACUGUCCCUCUGUUCUUGAAGACAUUCCGAAGGAGAAUUUGGCGCUACCGGAUUCUAAUGGGAUCGACUGGGACCAGGAUGCAGAGGUGAAAACAUUGGGUUUGACCUGGGUUCCCAACGUGGACUGUUUCAAGUUCUCGUUCACGAUACCACCACAAACGGAUGACCAGAUCCUAACGAAGCGACAAGUGCUCUGCUUCAUUGCGAAAUUGUUUGAUCCACUGAGACUGCUCGGUGCGACGAUCACAGCAGCAAAAAUGUUCAUGCAAAUGCUCUUGUGGUUGAAGGGAGAACACGGGCAAUGUCUGCAAUGGGACGACCCACUACCUGGAACGGUGGGUGAGGAAUUGCGAGCAUUUCACAAGCAAAUUCCUGCACUGAACAUGAUUCGCAUAUAA
Ochlerotatus camptorhynchus is the source of this 741-nucleotide messenger RNA. RefSeq lists its product as uncharacterized. The record is from RefSeq and is a predicted model, not a curated record. NCBI's taxonomy places the organism in Eukaryota, Metazoa, Arthropoda, Insecta, Diptera, Culicidae. The coding region runs from base 1 to 741 and encodes 246 amino acids. The transcript has a single exon.